GCGCCUCGAGUCGCGAGCCCGCAGCCGCACUCGCGCGCCGCAGCCCGCCGUACACUCACGAUCGACCGACCGCCGCCCGCGCCCGGUGUCGUAUUACCGCUCUAAAUAUAUCUCGCGAGCGCGAUCGCCUAUUUGGAAACGUUUGCGCGCCGUGUUUUGAACCAGUGAUUGAUAGUGCCGAGUGAAGAAUCUAUCCUUAUUGACGCGAUCGUCCGUCAAAAUGGCACAGUUGAUCACUGUGCGGCUAAACAAGUCGGACCAGCAGCCGUUGGGCUUCCGGCUGCAGGGUGGCAAAGACUUCGGCACACCACUCGUUGUGCAAAAGGUUAACGGUGGGAGCGCGGCAGAGCGCGCGGGGCUGCAAGCCGGCGACGCGCUGAUCCGCGUCAACAACACCGACGUGUACGCGCUAAGACAUCAGGAAGCUCAGGACGCUAUCCGAGCUGCUGGCCAAGCACUCGAACUUACCGUACAACGCGGCGGCGGUACCUGGAGGCCAUCAGUUACUGCCACAGGCAGUCUCCCUCGCCCAGGCACUCGUCCACUCGGCGCCAGUCCAGUGCCAGUCACGAAUACAUCACUUAAGGCUACCCCACAGCCUACACGCGCUUUUGGUUCUGGACACAACAGCGUCGCUAAACCUUUCGGUUAUAUGAAUGGCAACGACUCCGUGAAGAGCAUCGUGAAUAAGCAGUACAACACUCCAGUAAACAUGUACAGCGACAAGACCAUCGCCGAGACACUCUCCGCGCAAACCGAGGUGCUGGCUGGGGGAGUGCUUGGGGUUAACUUUAAGAAAAAUGAAAAAACCUACGACGCCGAGAAGAGUGCCGUCUUCAAAGUGCUGCAGGAGGAACAAAACGAUCCGGAGCCAGUAGCCGAAGCGUCGCCGGCCGUGCGGCACGUGGCCGCGCCCGCCGCGCCGGCGCCCGGCGGCCCCGCGGGCCCCGCCGGCCCCACCGGCCCCACCGGCGGCCUGCCCGUGGGGCAGAACAUCUGCGAGGAGUGCGAGCGCCUCAUCACCGGCGUGUUCGUGCGCAUCAAGGACAAGAACAUGCACGUGGAGUGCUUCAAGUGCUCCACGUGCGGCUCGUCGCUCAAGAACCAGGGCUACUACAACAUCAACGGCAAGCUGUACUGCGACAUACACGCCAAGCUCGUCGCGCGCCAGAACCCCCCCGCCGCCAACCUGGAGCCCGUCACCGUGCCGCCCGGUGGCCGAGUUCCGAGCAACGCCUACUCGACGCCGCUGCCCCCGCUGGCGACCAGCACCUACACCAACGGCUCGUCGUCCAUGUUCAGCCCGUCCAGCACGCUGUCGGGGCCCAAGCCGUUCGGCUCGUCGGUCGGCUCCGCGUACUCGCCGGCGUCGCUGUCGCCGCGCUCGGCGCCGCUGUCCCCCGCGCGGCCCGCCGGGCCCCCCGCCGGGCCCCCCGCCGGCGCCCCCGGAGCGCCCUACGCCCCCAAGGCCCCAGUUUCCAUUUUUAAAGCUAAAAACGUAAAAAGCAUUGUGUGGCCCCCAUCAAAUCACGCAGAUGACGAAACCGAGAAAGAGAUAAAUCCUAAUUUUGUUCAUAACACACCUUACAGCGAUUCAUCUGCCUCCGCUAGAGAAUCAUUAAUGAUGACAACAAAUAGCAAUAUUAACUUCUCAAACCAAAUGAGGUCAUUCGAGGAAAGUGUAUCCUCAGCCAAACAAACUCCAGGACUCCCUUCAGACACUACCUUUGGAUCGGCUUUGAUGUCUACUUCGCAAGCCACUUCUAAAUCAGAGUUUUCAGUGCAAAGUCAAAAAUCACAAAUGAUACAAGAGAUUGCAAGUUGUAGUGUUCAAUCGUUUUCCGAAAAAGCCACAUCUGAAAAACAGAACUUUGCGAUGUACCAAACGCAAGCAGCCUCUGACCAAAUUGACAGUAACAAGCAAAUUACGAAGAAGGAUAUCGAAAAAUUAAUUGAGUCCCAAGAAAAUCAAUUCCUUCCUUUACAGAGUGAAUAUAAUACAUCUAAUGCACAAAAAAUGUCACAGGAAUUCGCGAUGAAACAAGAACAAAUCAAUAAGGGCUAUGAAAUAAAAUCAUUAAAUGUUAAACAAGACGAUAAAAUCGCAGAAGCAAACAUACAACAACAGACAUCCGUUUUCAAUAAUUAUAAUCACCCACCAGUUUUUAUUUCCACUGAAACAGAAAACAAAGAAAGCGGCAUUACAGCCAAAACCAGCAAUAUGAAACAGAACCAAAACGCUCCCUUUUUAAAAAAAUGUAACCCAUCUGAAAAUAAACAAAAUCUGUCUGCGCCUCAUACUUAUAAUCCAACUAAUCCAAAAGUUCAAUCCAAAACACCGUCCAAAGAAAACCCUAAAAUGGCAGGUACUACAAAAGUAACAAAUAAACCUACGAUUGAAAGGGGAUCAUUGAUAGAAGCUCUUACAAUAGCUCCGGAGAGACCAUAUAGCCCUUUAUCUUUUCAUAUACCGAAUCCGAAUUACGCCUCAACUUCUUUUGAUCAAAAUCAAAUGCAAAAUUCUGAACUUUUACAACCAAUGCCAAACCAGAACACUGAUAACUCGACCUAUCACUCUGAUCCAAAUCAAUUUGGCCAAGCAAAUAUGCAAGCUAAUAUGUUCCAAACAUCUUCUGAAGCAUCCGCUUUUAAACCAGUAAGCAGACAAACGCUUCCACCGCAACAACCUCAAGAGUUUUGUGGAGUGCCUAAUUAUCCUAAUCAAAAUAAAGACUUUGUUUUGCAACAACAAUCUAAUACCAAUUUUUCGGAAAACUUUUCUACUAGUAUUUCCGGCGCACACCAAGGCUUUUCACCAAUAACUACUGCUGAAUGCUAUAGUACACAGCCGAAUUCGCAGAAUACAAUGGUUUCUCCUAUAUUACAAAAAUCAGGUUUACAUAGACCGGAUAGUAUUCCUCCUUAUCAACAAAAUCUAGAAAGUUCACACCCUCAGAUAAUAUCAGACUCACACAAAGCUCAGCCAACAAAUCUUGGCAGUGGACAACGAGAGAUCCCUCUACUGCAGAAAUCUGAAAUACCUCAGAUUAGAACACCGGUGCCACAACCUCAAACUAAGUUUAAAACCGAAACCUCUAUGUCAUUUCAGCCUGUUCACGAUGAAGCACAAAAUAUGUCAAGAUAUUCACCAACCAAUAGUCGUCCAAGCACACCUAGUAUGAUUAAUAAGCCUGCGCCAAUAAUACCUCAUUAUCAAAUGAAUUUAGUUACCGUAGAGCAUGUUGCUCCCGAAGGUCGAAUGUAUAAACCUGGUAGUGGAGAAGUUAGCCGUUCUUCAACACCUAAAUUGAGAAGCCGUUCACCAGCUCCUACGCUCCCAGCAGCUUCUAAUUCCUUAAAAGCACAAGCUCCUCGAAUAAAAGACUCAACACAAAGAUAUAACGUUAAACAAUGCCAGCCUUCUGUACCACCAAGUUCAUCAUUUAAAAAAGAAUAUGAUACAAGCUUUCAAGAUAAUAAUGUAAAAAAAUGGCUCCAAAAUCAACCAGCGCUUGUAAAGGAAGAACAACAAUCUAAUUUAGAAUACCAAACUGAAUCAUAUAACAGAGGUAAUAUUAAAGAAGAUUCUAUGAUAAACCAAAAUUAUGGUCAGAGGCAAAUGGAAUCACAAAAUAAAUUUGAAUACGGUAGUACUACUGUUGAAUCUAUGAAAAAAACUUUUGAACAAUUUGAAAGCGCGCAAUCCGCAAAAACAAUAGAAAUAAGACAAGGCGCAGUACAACCUUCUAAUACAUAUCAACAAAACAAACCUACAAUUCAACCAUCCAAUUAUAACUUAAAACAGGUCUUUCCUCCUCCCAUCAAGGAAACCAUGUCACCCCAGCAAAAUUUAUCUUUUAAUACUACUAACCAAAAUGUUGCCACCUUUAGUAAUCAAACUGAAGUUUAUCAACCGACUCCUUAUAUAUCUGGUGCUAACCAAGGUCCAGUGUGUGAUCCUACCCCGUCGACAGGUUCCAGUGUAGGAGCUGCCGCUCGUGGCAAAGCUUUUGGUGUAUCAUCAGCCCCAAAAAGGGGGCGAGGAGUAUUAAACAAAGCUGCUCUACCUGGGUCUCGUGUUCCUCUUUGUGGCUCGUGCAAUGGAAAUAUUAGGGGUCCAUUCAUCACUGCUCUGGGUCGCAUAUGGUGCCCCGAACACUUCAUCUGCGUUAACGCCACCUGCCGACGUCAGUUGCAAGACAUUGGCUUUGUGGAAGAAAAUGGCCAGCUUUAUUGCGAGUAUUGUUUCGAACAAUACAUCGCUCCGGCUUGCGACAAAUGCCAUGCUAAGAUUAAAGGAGAUUGCUUAAACGCGAUCGGCAAACACUUCCACCCAGAGUGCUUCAGCUGCGUCUAUUGUCAAAAACUCUUUGGAAACAAUCCGUUCUUUUUAGAAGAUGGAUUACCUUACUGCGAAGCAGACUGGAACGAGCUCUUUACGACGAAAUGUUUCGCCUGCGGGUUCCCCGUGGAGGCGGGCGACAGGUGUGCAAAAAGAAUCUCGAAGGACAGAGCUUCUUCGCCAAGGGAGGACGACCUUUCUGCAAGAUGCACGCCCGCUAGAUAUCCUCAGACACUUAUGUACAAUUCUGACACUGUUUACUCCACGAUCACGUUUCGUCCCGUUUCAAUAUCUCCAUCCAUCAUCACGACAGACUCGUCGUCGCCGCAACGCACGAGGAAGUUAGAAACGCCCCUCCACUUCGAGGGAGGGCCGUUUUCUGACGCGAGGAGCGCCGACGGCAAGUUGGAGGGAGGGCUGUUUUCCGACAUAAGGAGCGCAGACGGCAAGCUGUUAAGUAAGGUGACCGUGGACCGCGUCCACAGCUCCGCCCGCCGCGACGUCACCGACGUGGGCCGCGACGUCACCGACGUGGGCCACCUCGUCAGGACGGAGACCAUCACAAACGAGGAUGUCAUUAAAGUCAAAUUCACCCCGAUACUUCAGGACUUGGAUUCUUUCCCAUCGUGGUCCUCGGCGCGAAUAUCGAAAUCCUCCAGCCCGAUCAAAUACUUAAGCGACGACUACGAGGACUUGAAUAGUUACAAAAUUGUUAACUCGUUGUGUAAAGAAAACCUUCUAAAGGUGAAAGCUUCCGAAGAUGCGGCAAGGAGUUCGGUGACGAGAGGACACAGUCCUUUGGCGAAUUUGAUCGUAUCUGAGCAAUUGACUAAAAUAGAUGGAUACUUGCAGGAGAGUUUGGACAUUUGUUCUAAGACAACACUCGAUCGUGAUAAACCGAUGCAUUUCAAAUCUGAGGAAGUUCAACCGGGAACUAAAGAUACUCCAGAUGUCGAUGACUAUAUUAGCAACGGCGAAAUUGGCAAAAAGGUUUGGGUUGAUAAUGAUCAGAAAAAUGGUAUUGAUUUAAUUGAAAAAAUGGGUGGAGACUCUGAUCUUGCAGAAACGAAAUUAAACAGUGUCAAAAUAAAACAUUCGGGGGUAUUUAACACGAUAUACAAUAUGCCAAUGCAUUAUCACGCAGCAAUGCUGUGUUUCGUUUUAAUUGUAUAUAACCUAUGCUAUCAAUAUAUUAAGCAAAAUUACCAUGGAAAGAAUCAAUACGUGAAGUAGACAAAAUAAGGAAAAUUAUUGCUCUAAUGAAAUGAAAUUGUAUUAUAUAAACUAGUCAACAAAUUAAUUUCGAAGAUAAUCUGUUUCAACUCAUCAGUGAAACGUGUUUUAUGUCCGUUAUCAGAAUGUAAAUAAAUAAAACAUAACAAAGCCUCUUUUUUGAAGGUAGUUUUUAAAUAUUAACAAUUUGGUGCUUUUCAAAUAAUUUUCAAUAAAAUGCUCGCAACUAUGUGAUACUUCACUUCUCUAAAUAUAAUAUUUAGGGCUUUGUACACAGCUUCCGGAAUGUUUUAGUAAACUAUCACUAACAUUAACAAUAGUCAUCUUUAUUAUUAUCGUUUCAAUUUAACCGCGUUAACGAAAAAUAUAAUAAUAUGAUGGAAAGAUAAAGUAUGUUAAGAUAUAUAAUAUAUUUUUCUUUUCUGUUCAUACAACAGAAUGCACUAAUGGAACCAUAAAAAUGUUGCAAACGAACGUAAUUCUAGUAGUUUUAUUUAUUUAGAAAUGAAUAUUUGCAAUUUUUGUAAUCCCUUAAAGUAAUUAUGUGAGCUUAAAUAAAGUAUUUUAUCUUA
Messenger RNA from Vanessa tameamea, 6147 nucleotides. It is a transcript of the gene Zasp52, whose product is annotated as PDZ and LIM domain protein Zasp. Gene Ontology annotation, biological process: actin cytoskeleton organization; heart development; muscle structure development. The coding region runs from base 221 to 5575 and encodes 1784 amino acids. The transcript has 16 exons. Gene Ontology annotation, cellular component: adherens junction; filamentous actin; Z disc. Lineage: Eukaryota; Metazoa; Arthropoda; Insecta; Lepidoptera; Nymphalidae. Gene Ontology annotation, molecular function: muscle alpha-actinin binding; actin binding. The record is from RefSeq and is a predicted model, not a curated record.